AUGGAUCCUGAAGAUAAUGAUUCCAUGGAAAAUAAUAAUAUAUCUACUCCUCUGGUAAUGGAAAACACUCCUUCAACGAAAAAUCAACCAGAACAAGCUGAGGAUGAUCAGCCUACUGAAAACAACAAUAAUAUUCCUAAUGAUAUUGAUCAUAGCAUUAACCAUAAUACUUAUUCGGAUAAUUUGAUCGAUGAUCCUGUAGAUGUUGAACUAAUAGAUGAAUCCACAGCAAAGGAUAAUAAUAACGUGAAUAAUAGUGACCGUCUAGAUCUAAAUGCUGCAACUAUUUACAAUAACAAUGUCACAAACCGAUCUGUCUUAGAAGAACAAAGACAAAUUGUAGAUGAUCUGUUGGACGAGUUUAAAAAAACUGCUCAAGAAGGUUCAAGAGUAUUCAUCAUUCCACAAACUUGGUACGUGAAUUUUUUGAAUGCUGAUUUAGCCGAAAAUCUAGAUCCUAUUAAUACAAAGUUAAUUUGCAAAGAUUUCGAUAAUUUCAUCUUCAAGGAUUAUAACAGAUUUCCUUAUGUAUCAAUUCCACAAUCUGUAUUUGAAAAAUUUUUUGAGUGGUACGGCUUAGCUGCAAACUCACAACCAAUUGAAGCUUUCUUAAUAUGGGAUAACGAAAACAAUACGCUGGUUACUGAAUUCAAUAGAUUAUCUUUCCGCCUUCACCAUCUAACAUUAUCAAAUCAAUCUCAAGGAACAACUUCCAAUUCUUAUCAUUAUCAUAAUAUGAGAGAAAGAAAUAAUGUAGUCUAUUUUAGCGCUUCAAGGUUUCAUACUGUUAAGCAAUUGACUGCUAGGGCACUUGAUGUAUUUCUUCAAACUGAAAAGCAAUUUGAUAAUGACACCACUAAUUUAAAAGUAUGGGUAGUUUCUAAUAAUAAGAAUAAGCCAAGGCCAGAUAAGGCUAAAAAUUCAAAUAACUCUACUAGCAUCGUUGACGACGAUAUAGCUGAUAUUGAUGAGGAAGCAGGCAAUGACGAUGCUUCAGUUUCAAAUUCAGUAUCUUCUGUGGAUGAUCCCAUAUUAUCAACUACAUAUAGAAUAAAUCCAAGACAAUUUAUUGAGUUUGGUUCCAAAAUUAGGUUAACUAGGGAACACUUCGAAACUAUUUUAAAGGAUUGUGAUUUUCCACUUGAAGAUUUUGUUAUUGAAGUUAAGCCAAAAGGUAAGCAACAUCAUUGGCUCUCGAACUACUUUAAAUACAAUUAUUUGGUGCCAUCGACUGGUACCUUAGGUUUAGUUAAUUUAGGCAAUACUUGCUAUAUGAAUUCGGCCCUACAAUGCUUAAUCCAUUUACCAAAGUUUAAUGAAUACUUCCUAUUGAACGGCUAUCAAAAAGAAAUUAAUUUAGACAAUCCAAUAGGAUAUCAAGGUAAUGUAGCAAAUGCUUUUGGGAAAUUAAUACAUAAGUUAUUUGAAGAACGGAUAAUUGAUAAUGAGUCAGAAAAAUCUUCCUUUUCAAUAAAUUCAUUCUCACCCACUAAUUUUAAAUCUACAGUUGGAUAUUGCAAUUCUAUGUUUUCAGGAUAUCUACAACAAGAUUCACAAGAGUUUUUGGCAUUUAUAUUAGAUGGAUUACAUGAAGACUUAAAUAGAAUUUUAAAAAAACCAUUUGUAGAAAAGCCAUCGUUACCAGAAAAUUCAAAUUACAAGGAUUAUAAAGUGAUUAAAAAGUUAGCUGAUGAUACAUGGGAGGCUCACUUAAAAAGAAAUGAUUCGAUUGUUACCGAUUUAUUUGUUGGGAUGUAUAAAUCUACUUUACAAUGCCCAGAUUGCCAUAAUGUUUCCGUAACUUUCGACCCGUAUAAUGACCUAACAUUACCAUUACCUGUAGAAACAAUAUGGAAUAAAGUUAUUAAGAUUUUCCCUAGUAAUUCUCCACCUUGUUCACUCGAAGUUGAAUUGGAGAAAACAUCUACAUAUAAUGAUUUGAAAGAAUACAUUUCAAGGAACACUGGAAUUGCUGCUAGUGACUUAUUUGGUUUUGAGAUAUUCUCAAAUACUUUCUAUUCAAAUUACGAAGCUCCUGGAUCCAAUGGCCAAUUUUUGCCGUUACAAGAGUUGAUAGCUGAUUCAGAUGAUGUGAUAUUUUAUGAAAUACCUGACAGAGAAAAUAAUAUAGUAAUACCAAUCUUAAAUAUGAAGAUAGACAAAGGUUUUCGAAGCCCAAGACUAUUCGGUGUUCCAUUUUUUAUUACAUUAACCAAUGAAGAAGCCUCAAAUCCUGGAUUUGUAAGAUAUAUCAUUGAGAAAUAUUAUACUAUGCUAAGUGGUGGUUUUAUUGAAUUUCCUUUAUUUUCGUCAUUUGAUGGUGAUACAAAUAUAUCUCAAUUACCUGAAUUAUCUAAAAAAUAUCCAGAUAUUGAUUUCACACUACUAGAAGAUUUUCUUAAAUACUCUAAUCCUGAUGAAAGCUCCAAAGUGAAUCAAUAUUUUGAUAUUAGAAUUUCCAAAGGUCUAAAUAAUGUUACCACUAUGAAGAGCAACACAGGACUCUUUGAUAAUUCAUAUGUAUGGACCCCUUCUAGCAGUCAACAAUAUGGAAAUGCUAAGGAUAUCAAAGAAUUUUUACACCCAGUAAUCAGAGAUAUAUAUGAUUAUGCAUCUUUAUUUCAAUCAGAGAACCUAUCGGAUGAACCACAUGAUAUUGAAUUGCCUGAAUUUAAUACCGAUUUUAACCAAUUAGUUAAUAAUUCCAACAAUGUUAUUAACAACAAUGUGGCAAAUGAUAUACCAUCAAAAAAUUCUCAUACCCCAAGCAUACAUUCUUCGGAACAACCUGAUUUACAACUUGACUCUUUACUGGCGGAUUUAACUGAGAAUAUUCAAACCAAUGUUAGCGAACUGGAUAAAAAUUUCAAGAUAAGCAAUAAUGAAAUAUCGACCAAUAACACAAAUCCUACUACUCUUGAUAACAUAAAUAUAGAUUCUUCCGUGCCAAAUGAUUUACAAAUUAAUAUGGAAGAUAUUGACAUAGAUAAUGCUCUUGAUAUACCAGAGCGUGUUGAUAGUACAGAAAACUACAGCAAACAAAUAUUAUUUAAUCAUGAUGUUAUUUUAUGCCAAUGGGAUGAUUCCAGAAUUAAUACUGUAUUUUAUGAUGAACAAAGAUUCACAAACUGGGAAAAGCCUGCAGUAUUAAAGAAUACAGAAUUGGAAAAGAAAAGAGAAGAACAGAUAUUUGAGAAGGAAAAAACAAUUUUACUGGACGAUUGUUUAAGAUUAUUUUCCAAACCAGAAAUUUUGGGGCUCCAAGAUUCAUGGUACUGCCCAACAUGCAAAGAUCAUAGACAAGCUACAAAACAGAUAGAACUUUGGAACACACCUGAUAUUUUAUUAAUUCAUCUUAAACGGUUUGAAAAUCAACGGUCCUUUAGUGAUAAGAUUGAUGCUGUUGUGAACUUCCCAAUUACCGACUUGGAUUUAACUCCUCAUAUCGUGUGUACAGAUCAGGAGAAAUCAAAUAUCUAUGAUUUGAUAGCUGUCGAUAAUCAUUAUGGUGGUCUAGGGGGUGGCCAUUAUACAGCUUACGUAAAGAAUUUUGUGGAUCAGAAGUGGUAUUAUUUUGAUGAUUCAAGAGUAAGUCUUGCAGAUCCGCAACGUAGUAUCAGUGGUUCAGCAUAUUUAUUAUUCUAUGUGCGUCGUUCUUCGGAAAAUCCCAUCAAACACCAAACAUUAGAUAAAAUUUUAGAAGAAUCUCGUAAUAAAUAUUCUGAAGAGUUGGAGGAACUAAGAGCGAAACAGGAUUUGUUAUAUGAGACGAACAGGACAGAUACUGAAUCUGAAUCUGAAUCUGAAUCUGAGCUUGAAACCAACAGUGAUAGUGAUUCCAGAACAGAUAGUGAUGACUUGCAAACUGAUGCAAGUCCUGAAGAAAAAAAUAAACUGUUAGAAGAAAAAGGACUGAAAGAAAUAAAUACAAUAUCAGAUGAUUUACAAGGCGACUAUAUAGAAUUAGCAAAUGAUAGCGAUACUGGUGAAAAAAUGAACUCCAAUAAUAGUGACAUGGAUGUUGAUACCGAUGAUGCUCCUAUCGAAAAGACAUCAGAUAAUCUGGAAGAUAACCCUCAAAAUUCACAUGAUUUUUCAGUGAAUCCUACUAGAUCUGAAAAUUACUGCCAUGAAAGUUUGGAAGUUGGCCAGACCACAAAACUUGAAGACACUGAUCGUUCCGAAGAUAAUACAGGAAGAAGAAAAUUGAGAUUACUAAAUCGUAAUUAUGGAAAUUGCAUCGACUCAACAUCUUCAUCUAAUGGUAGCAAUAGUGACCAUGAACUAUUAGCAAACGAUGCUUCUAGUGUCACAGGAUCAAUUUCAGGACAACUUAAGAAAGAUGAACCAAUUAUUGCCAAAUCACCAGAAAGUGGCGAAGAGUUUUAA
Henningerozyma blattae CBS 6284 is the source of this 4389-nucleotide messenger RNA. RefSeq names its product putative ubiquitin-specific protease UBP12 (gene UBP12). The transcript has a single exon. The record is from RefSeq and is a predicted model, not a curated record. Gene Ontology annotation, biological process: protein deubiquitination. Bases 1 to 4389 code for a protein of 1462 amino acids. Gene Ontology annotation, molecular function: cysteine-type deubiquitinase activity. Lineage: Eukaryota; Fungi; Ascomycota; Saccharomycetes; Saccharomycetales; Saccharomycetaceae.